CGGUUCGGGCAGUGUGCCGGUCUGGACCCCGCACAUUAUCGCAAGCGCCGAGCUGAUUUCGGUGAUUUUGCUUUAUACCCGCCUAACCCGCGCCGGCCGCACAAACAGCAAACAGACCGCAGCACUGCGCCUCUACAAGCAAAUAGCGUCGCGGCAUUGCGGUACGGCCGCCUAGCGCCGCCGGGCUGACGGCGUGGACCACGGCCUCCACGGCCUCCUCCACGGCCUCCUCCUCGCUCCACGGCGGCACCCGGAUCUGAUCGGCGGCGCGGAGCGCAGCAGCGCGGCACGGCCGACAACUGAACAGGUUCCUCGGCACGGCGGGCACGGCCAGCGCUCUUCUCUCCUCGUCGUCGCCCAGCGUCACCCCGGACUCGGACUUUUCCCGCUUGACGUGACACUUCGGCGAGGAUAUUUCGAUACCUCCCGCGGCAUUUCUUUUCUCUCCUUCCCUCCCGCCCGGCGCCCGCAGUUUUUCAUACAAGUUAUUGACGGGCCGCGCUGCCCCCUUGCCCCCUCCCCGAACCCCCGUCGGCUUAAUCUCAGUUCUAACAUGGCCGACUAAAGUUAAGCACGGUUAUGUUUAGCGACGCCGCCGCUGGCCGCAGCGAUCGCCUCGCGUAGUGGCUGUCCGCCGCCGGACGCCCGUAAGUCGCCGCUUUAAACCUAACCAAUGCCGGUAGAUAGUGCCGAACGAUAAACAGUGUCGUAAUAUUAAGAUAAACUCUCCGCGGAUUGUGCCGAAUGUGUAGGAAGGUGAGCGAUCCCCUUGUCAGAGCGGCCGGCCUAGUCUUCAUGACAACAUGUACCGCAAGCGGGAGCGCACCCAGAACUGGUCGCUGGAGGAGAAGAAGUAUCUGCUGGAGCUGGUCAAGUCGCGGCUCGACGUGCUGGAGAACAAGAGGAUCGACUCGGCGUCCAGCGCGAUGAAGGGCAUGGCCUGGCAGGACAUCCACGCCAGUUUCGCGGCGAGGUUUGGCAACGACCGCGACGCGCACCGCGUCCGCGAGCAGUGGCGCCGCAUGAAGGGCCAGGCGCGCACCGAGAUGCUGGAGUUCGCGGAGCGCGUGCGGAACUACGGCGCCGAGGUGGCGAACCAGCGGUGGCCGUCCGCCCUGGCCGAGGACGUGUGGAAGACCUUGGAGUCGGCGAGGGUCAUCAACGACUACCCGCACGGCUACGCCACCGGGGAUGACGUCGGCAGCCCCGUCAUCCUGGACGACGACGAGGACGAUGCCGACGACAUGGAGGGCGACGGCGCGCACGAGAGGCUGGCCGAGGACGACAUCAAGAUGGAGCCGGACGACCGCUACGACCACCACGACCACCAGAACCACCGCGACGCCGAGGCCGCCAACGAGAGCGCCGCCGAGCUCAUGAACAUUCUCCGGCCAAAGGUGGAGCUCAACGAUGUACCUGAACUAGACACUUCCAUGGUGCCCUCCGGGUUGUCCAUAACUGCUGUCAAAAUGGGAAGCGGCGGCCAGAAGCGGCGCCUGGUGGACCGGCAGGACCGGCAGGAGGUGCCCGUCAAGCACAGCCCCUGGGACUCCCCGGCGCCCACGCCCCCGACGCCCUCCGCCCAGCAGGUCAUCGCCUCGGCGCAGAGCAUGCGGGCCGCGACCCCCCAGCAGCACCACGGCUACCAAGGCCACCACGGCCACCAGGGGUACCAGGGCGCCGUCAACGCCAACUGCCUGCCGCACGCGGCGCACAGGCCGCCCACCCUGGAGCCCCGCAGACCGGAGCACCGCCGCAAGGCCGACAUGCUGGAGGUGGAGCACGAGGCCAAGAUGGAGCUGCUGCGCGUGGAGAAGGAAACGGCGGACGUCAGGCUGCGGAUCGCGCUCCGGGAGGAGGCCAACGCCGUCAGCGCGCUCACAUGCAGGUCGUGUGGCGCCGAGCGGGUUGGUGCGGCGUCGCCGCGUGCCACGCCCGCCGCUGUGAGCGCUGCCACGCGGCGCGCCGGCCUGCCCGGCCUGCCGCCAAAUGCCAAGAGCGAGGUGACAGACGUCGCCGACGUCGCCGACCCCGGCUAUCCUGACCUCGACAACGCCAACCUCGACGCCAGCGCGGCCAGCAGCGUGGCCAGCGCCGCGACGCAAGAACGCCUCAGCCCGCCGAGCCCCUUCGACGACGCGGACGCGAGCAGGGGCAGCGCCAGCGGGGGCAGCGCCGAGUCCGCCGAGCCGCUGGGGCACGUCAACGGGGUCAAGAGGGAGGACGACAACAACAACCAAGACCAGGUGCGAUUUGCUGGAGGGCUGGGUGAGCCUGGCAGUGGAGCUGGCAAGGGAGGCGGAAGCGGUGGCUCCAUCAGGGAGGCUGGUGGCUCCAUGGGAAAGCGAGAGGCAGCUUUUGAGGAGGAAUACUUCUACAAACAGCAAAAGGAGCAGCUGAAGAAGCUGAAGUCUGACCUCAACGAUGAGAUUGGCUUCCAUGAGGAGCAGAUUAAGCGCCACCAGGAGGCUAUUGCCCGCCACAAGCAACGAGUCAGUGAUCUCGACAAAGACAAAUAAGUUAUCUAUUUCCUGAUCCUGGAUAACACUGUGUUGUUAUUCUAGACUGUGUCCCCCAUCCUCUUUUCCACAUCUGCCUUAGACACACCAUUUAUGAUGCAUAGUAUUUUACAUGUAAAUUCCUUCUAUGUGUGUUCUAUUUGUU
Molecule: messenger RNA, 2664 nt
Organism: Thrips palmi
Lineage: Eukaryota; Metazoa; Arthropoda; Insecta; Thysanoptera; Thripidae
Exons: 9
Coding region: 804-2519 (571 amino acids)
Biological process (GO): negative regulation of ATP-dependent activity
Cellular component (GO): mitochondrion
Molecular function (GO): ATPase inhibitor activity
Source: RefSeq, a predicted model, not a curated record